Molecule: messenger RNA, 1329 nt
Organism: Coprinopsis cinerea okayama7#130
Lineage: Eukaryota; Fungi; Basidiomycota; Agaricomycetes; Agaricales; Psathyrellaceae
Exons: 4
Coding region: 1-1329 (442 amino acids)
Source: RefSeq, a predicted model, not a curated record
AUGGCAAGCUGGCCUCUCCCUGGCAGCUCUCAAGCUUUGCUCACCCUCACAAACGUCGGCUGGCAGUCGCUUAUCGACUACUUAUCAAGUCGUCACCGGGCUGCGGGAGUCUUCUAUGUCGUUCAAUACCCGGUAAUCUCAAAGGAGGACAGGGCACUGUUCCUUUCUGCGCUGUUCCAUGAAAUUUCUAUGACGGCGUUCUGCCUGGCAACUGCGACAAUCAAGCAUCCUCAUUCCAUUGUAGCGCCGAAAUGUUUCCGCGACCUAUUCCAGAUGUUCUACGACAACGAAGGGCAGGUCGACCCGCUCCUAAUCGAGAUCAAGGUUCAGGAUGGAGAAGGGGAAAGGGAUCGCGUCCUCAACCAAUAUGUUGAGGCCUGGUGGAUGCCUGGGAACGACCGGAUGAAGUUCAGCUUCGACGAAUUAGUGGCAAUUUGGAGGAGACAAUCUGCGACGCUCACGCGAACCUUGCCUUCUCCGCCACCCGCCACCGUUGUCCUCUCCGAGUUGACACUGGAUGCUCUGCGGGAAGCUCGAUCUUUGCUGAGGGCGUCGUUGGAGAUCGUCGACGAGGAAUUGAAGGCCAAUCGAGACGGCGCCAGGAGGGUGAGGUCGACCCUCCGAAUUUUGAAGCAGGAACAGGGUGAAGAUGCCGCAGACGCACCUGAACUGAGUGGGCUGGACCUCGACAUGGUCGCCCACUGCACCAAGCCGACUGAUCAGGAAGAAUGGAAGGACUUCUUUUUUUUUAUUGCCGACAGAAUUUACAUCGCAAUCCAGGAAGCACCCUCUAUGACCAUGGCUCGUGACCUCCGUAUUGAAUACGUCGUGCGAUUGAGUAUCGAGUUUCAGGCUGCCAUGUGGGUUCUAGGUGUGGUUUUGUCCGCAGAGGACAUUGGGCGGGACCUCAAUCUCGUGUCGUUCACUAAGGUGUUCCGCUGGAUGGAAAAUCGUGUUGUGCUGGAUGGGCUGUUUGCGGGGAAGAUACCUUCCGACCAGCUCGAAGUCGGGGACAGGAGGCACCGACCAACCUGGAUCGACACCCAAGUUUUUGGGUUUCGGACUGACCGACCACUGGAAGAGGUAUAUCAAGAAUGGCUGGAACUCCGCAUGGCGAGGCUGCCCCUUUCCACUCUUUCCCUUGAUGAUCUCGCAGUGCGCCGUCAGAAAAUCCUUCGCCAACUGAGGACACUGAUGUCCCUCAAGAAGGCUGCGGACGAGGAGCGAUCACGAUUGAAGGACCAAAUUAAAAGGGUUGCUUGUGUCCGUGAAAGGUGGAGCAAGCAUUGGGAGUCCGAGCUGGAGCAACUGAAUAAGACGUAUGAUUAG